CCCGGUCAUGGUGCUGGGCAGCGGGCUUCUCCGCCGUUGGAGCCUCGCUGCGCUGGGAGUCGCCUGCGCCCGUCGCGGCCUGGGUCCAGCCCUGGUGGGAAUCUUUCUCCAUCACACGGAUUUAAGGAAGAGCUUGACCGUGGAUCAGGGCACCAUGAAGGCUGAGUUACUGCCUGCUCUGACCGACAAUUACAUGUACCUGAUCAUCGAUGAUGACACUAAGGAGGCUGCUAUUGUGGACCCAGUGCAGCCCCAGAAGGUUGUGGAAACGGUGAAGAAGCAUGGUGUGAAGCUGACUACAGUGCUCAGCACCCACCACCACUGCGACCACGCUGGCGGGAACGAGAAGCUGGUCAAGUUGGAGCCUGGAUUGAAGGUGUACGGGGGCGAUGACCGGAUCGGGGCCCUGACUCAAUAA
Hippopotamus amphibius kiboko is the source of this 418-nucleotide messenger RNA. RefSeq names its product hydroxyacylglutathione hydrolase, mitochondrial-like. Gene Ontology annotation, biological process: glutathione metabolic process. Gene Ontology annotation, molecular function: hydroxyacylglutathione hydrolase activity. Bases 8 to 418 code for a protein of 136 amino acids. NCBI's taxonomy places the organism in Eukaryota, Metazoa, Chordata, Mammalia, Artiodactyla, Hippopotamidae. The transcript has a single exon. The record is from RefSeq and is a predicted model, not a curated record. Gene Ontology annotation, cellular component: mitochondrion.